AUGUCCCUUCCUAGGAUGGUCCCCAAGCCGUUUGUCAGCUUUUUCUGGGCCUUUGCACUAUUCAGCGUCGCCAUUGCGGCGGAACAAUUCAGGUUCACGGGGCAUCUCGCACGCUUCGUUCCAAACUGCGCAAGCGGGUGCCUCAUCUCUUUUCUCAACGACAACUUUGCCGAGACGUCUUGCGACACGACUACAUCACUCGAGUGUCUGUGUGCUGAGACGGGCACUUCGGGAUUCACCAUUGGCGAGGGCGCAGUCCAAUGUAUCGAAGCGGAACAGUCGAUAGGAUCUUGCGCAGCUGGGGAGAUUGACAACACGGCAUAUUUCAUGUGCGCUGGUCAGCCUAGCGCCGCGCUCCCGACACACACGGCCAUUGAGGCCAUUUUUAUCAUCCCGGCUACUGGUGGUGGCGUCAAGCUGGUUUCCCCCCAGACUUCCACGAGCUCUUCGACGCGAUCCUCAUUGGCGACAACAUCACGUACGCCUACGUCAGCAUCUCGCACAACAAGUAUCACGACUCUGGCAACCUCAACUAGAGAGGCCACUUCAUCCAAUGAAGCCGGGUCCGCCUCAGAUUUGACUCCCACUGAUGUUUCGAGCUCUCAAUUUACCCCUACGCCAGGACCUGCGCAAGCUGAGCCUACCGAUGACGAUUCUGGUGGACUCGGAACGGCACAGCUUGUCGGCCUCUCAGUCGGUGUUGCAGCAGUUGCAGGCAUAUUGAUAGCAGCGUUUGUGCUCGCCCGGCGAAGGAGAAAGAGGCAGCUUUCUGGAUCCGACAACAGGUCGACGUCCAUCACCAAUCGUGACUCCUGGGGUUUUAACCCCAAGGAGGCACAGGACAAUGUUUUCCACAUCUCCCCACCCAUCCACGGCAAAUCACCCUUGCUUCGGCCUGUUGACUAUUCAAGAAAAAGCUGGCGUCCAGACGCCAUUGGCUUGGCCGUGUCACGACCGACAAGCGAGCAGAGGCUGGUCGUCAAGUCUCCCUUCCACCGAAGAACUUCAAGGCUUUUACCGCCGAAGCCAGACUCACCACCAAGGCCGAUGCUGUCGUUGACAAUUCCCAAGGUCAGCCUCACAUUAUCGACCCCCCCUGCCCUUCAUGCAUCCGAAGGGCAAGGUAGACAGCGCCAUCACCAGACAGACUCUCAGAUUCAAGCAGCCCAGGUCGCGCAGCUGACAGCUCCACCGCCUGUUCAUGCUAACCUCCGCGAGAGUACCAUGACGGAAUUCGAAGAGGAUGGCUCUGGGCACCCAUCACUGGUGGGCCGAGGUUUCUCACAGGUCUGGCGACCUCCGUCGUCAAACCCACAGUCUGCAACGACAUAUUAUGUCGCUGACACAUACGGCAAUUGGAUUCUAGGAAACCCAAAAUCGAAGGCCCAAGCUGCCGAGCUUGCUGAAUUAGAGGCACCAACACCAUUGACUGCAUCCACCAGCGGAAAGACGUUCAAAUUGGCGGCUGUGAAUGCAUCUCUAGCUUCACAGGUCGGCAUUGGGCACGGCGCCGGGAGUCCAGUGGCCCCUUCGGCACCCAAGGGACCUGCGCUACCCACGAGCUUGGGUUUGCUUCCACCAGCACACAUCAAGUCGGCUCAAGAUGUGCUACCGGCUCGCCCCCUGACUGUCUGGCCCGGGACCGGACCAGAGCAGAUUGCCCAAGCCCAGAGUCUGCCUGAUCACCAAAUACCUCCCAUGAGCUUCUCCCACCCGGAACCGCCGCGCCGCAGGAGUAACAGCCUCAGUCAAAGCCGUUCACACCGGAAAGGAGUCAGCCAGGACGGCACUGACCGCCACGAUUCCUACAAGUCUCAGCAAUCAGCUACAACCAUUUCCAGCUCGAGCGGAGGCUUCGAUGGAGACGAUGGUGCACCCGAGCCGGGCAGCCUCUCUCCCGUGGUCGAAUCGCCAUACUCGGGUGUCGGGCGAUCCCCAGUCUCCUACCCCGAGAUUCCUGGGCGGUUGAAUAGGUCAAAUCUGCAAGUCAAUCCACCGCCCGUUAGGCCUAUGUAUUCAUCUCCACCCGGCCAGCCUAGUCCGACGCUCGGCCUGAUGCAGCCGGCCGCUGGAGCAGCAUCCAGAGGUCCGAACGAGAUGGCAAGUCAGGUUGUGCCCUCUCGGCAUCCCGACCGAAAGAAGCUUGUGCCAUCGCCAGGCGGGCUGUUGUCGCUUCCCCGUCCUGAUCCAUCACAAUUCAGGACAGGCUCGCCGACGUUGCGCAUGGUACCGCCAUCCCGCUCGCCGUCGUCCUCGCCGCAUCCGCAACCACUACGCCUUCAGCGGCCGCAACCGCAGAGGGCCGACGUCCCGUUGCAGCAGGCACAGGCCGCCAGGAUAUACGAGGCAGAGGGGCCGACAGAUCCGCAACUGGUCCAUCAGGUCUACCGCGCGCUCUGGGCGCCCGAGAACACGACCGCCUACCGUGCGCCUUGGGACGACGACGGCCCCGCGCCGUCGGCGCCCACGACGCACCACGACCAGCACCAGUACCACUGGCACCCGCAGCAGCACCUGCAGCAGCAGCAGCUGCAGCAGAGGCCUGGUCUCCCGCGGCCGAAUCGCUCUGACGGAUCCUCUUCGUGCUCCUCGUUUUCUUCUCUCGCCACCAAGCGUCUGGGCAGCGAGCGCGCGGCCGGCCUGGCUCUGCAGAGCGAUGAGUUGGCGGCAGGCAACCGGUGGCGCCGCAACAACCGCGACGGCGAGCAGGAGAACACCAACACCUUCUCCCGAGACGAGCAGUCGCUGCAGCCCCCGACGACCCCUGGAUGGCACCCUACGCUUACCCCGACCAGGAGGGGUGAUGAUCUAUUCCUCGACGUACGGUAG
Molecule: messenger RNA, 2829 nt
Organism: Verticillium alfalfae VaMs.102
Lineage: Eukaryota; Fungi; Ascomycota; Sordariomycetes; Glomerellales; Plectosphaerellaceae
Exons: 2
Coding region: 1-2829 (942 amino acids)
Source: RefSeq, a predicted model, not a curated record